AUGGCACCCGCGCGCUUUAAGGGUGGCCGCCGUUCUCCUAAUGUGGGAGUUGCUCAAGUUCACAAGACAUACAGUGAGACCUUCAAUGCUCAGAUCCUUGCUCUACAGCUUGACCAAGAAGAUCCCAUAGUUUCUGCUGCCAACGAACGAAAGAGAAUUAUGACAAUGUUCGCAGAUAGAGAGAGUGUCAAGGAGGACAGUCGAGCAGCUCGAAUUUUCAAGAACUUUCCAACAGAGGUAAGGUUUCUUUGCUUUGACUCACCUUCCUUCACCUGGAGAUUCGGCCCGGAUCUCCCGACCAAUUACUUGAGUUGUUGUACGAUGGAUGCGCCGCCUUCUUGACACUCUCAAUUUUUCCAGUAACCCACAACUUCUAUCGCAAUGCUAACUUACUUGAAAUAGCUUCAUGAAAAGAUUGUCAAGUUCCUGCCCCAUGAUAGAGAUGUGGCAAGCUACAUGUUGAUUUGCAAGAGCUCAGGAUCAGCAAUUUGUGACUUCGUGUGGCGCAUGCGAUUUGAGGAGAAAUACGACUUGCCUCGUCUUCCUACAGGCUCAUCCAAGCCUGACACACGCUCGCUUGCUAUCCAAUACCGCUGCAGACAACUCGUUCUAUCUCAAUACACCACAUUCAACGUCAAUAGAAUUGGGGGCCGCAUUGAUGACAAAGUUCGUUUGGCGCUGAUAAGAAAGCAACAAAACUGCUUGGACUUGUUGAAGGACCUUCUCAUUGGUAAGAUCAAGCCUUUAAUAUCUGGAAGUGUGUGAUCUGAUAUUUAACAGAAUCCAAUGCCUGUGUUGUCGAAGAGAAUGGCAUCAGGAAGGUUUCUGGCCAGAACAUUGAUGUCAUCCGAAAUAUGGUAUCUUAUGUUGGAGAGGGGUCGCACGUCGAUAUUCUGGAUGCGGUUCUUUGCACCAGCCACCGGUACCAUAAGUACGACGACAUUGGUUCGACAUAUUGCUCUGAUACCUUGGUCUUCGUCAUUCAACUUGCUUUGACACCCCUCUCUCUAGACCCAAGUUUUGCUACUCAACCAGUGGCGCACUUUGAUUUGUCACAAUCUCAAGUCUACGCUACCGCAAAAACACAACCUGUUUUCGUGGGCAAAUAUAAGCAAUAUAUUAAUGCGCUAUGGUUGCUGAACUGCGUUAACCAUUUCAAGUUUCACCUCAAGACCCGUGGUGACGGUCUCUUAUCGCAGGAGUACUAUGAUCUGGAACCGCAUUUGCGACCGCAGUUCUGGACUGGUUUAUUGAAAUCGGGUACUCGGGUAUUGAAGCGGCACUGGAAGGGUGCUCACAGUUUGUCGGCUCGUCCUUCUUCUUAAAUCUGGCUUGCUAAUCAUGAAUUAGGCUUUGUUAAUUUACUUGAUCUCGAUGCAAUUAGAAAUGACAGAGGCAGGCUUCGAGAUAUCUACCAAGAUGAUGGAGAUGAUGCAUUGAACGUAUAUUUAUCCUAUGAUUGCCCUAAUUAGUCGCCGCUCUAACCAGUAUCAGGAUUUCGUGCUUGUUUUUGACGAGCAAAACUUCCCGAGCAAAAAAUGGCCAGAAGAUUGGGACCACGAACUCUGUAGCAACCCUUACUCCCAUCCACCGACUCAGACUGGAACUCAUAUCGGUUCAGCCAGGUCUUCCCCUCGCAAGCGACGGCGUAUCGAGGAGGAAGAGAUAACCAAGCCUGAAUCAAUGUCAUUCUAUGGCACCGCUGGCGACAUCAAUGGAAAUGGUACUGCAUUUAUGUAUGGUCAAAUUCAUUCUCUACCAGAACAACAUGGGAUUCCCGGCUUUCAGAGAAUUGUCAUGAAGCGAUUUGGAUUCAUAAACGACAUGAUCAGCCCUGACCGCUGCUACAACUAUGAAGGCUGCGUUUUUCCAGGAGGUACCAUAAUGGCCGGGCGCUGGUGGACAGCCGGCUCUGAUCCAACGCGUGAUUCCACGUAUUCGGGACCGUUCCUCUGGUGGAGCUGUGAGGAUAGCGUUGAAGAAGAUUUGCCAGCACCAGCCGACGAUAUCAUUGAACUUGCUAGACUAUUCAUGGGUUGA
This is a messenger RNA of Hymenoscyphus albidus, 2040 nucleotides long. NCBI's taxonomy places the organism in Eukaryota, Fungi, Ascomycota, Leotiomycetes, Helotiales, Helotiaceae. The record is from the annotation of a GenBank genome assembly.